This is a messenger RNA of Perkinsus marinus ATCC 50983, 196 nucleotides long. RefSeq names its product serine/threonine protein kinase, putative. The transcript has 3 exons. The record is from RefSeq and is a predicted model, not a curated record. Gene Ontology annotation, biological process: protein phosphorylation. The annotation marks the transcript as partial. Gene Ontology annotation, molecular function: protein kinase activity; ATP binding. NCBI's taxonomy places the organism in Eukaryota, Perkinsozoa, Perkinsida, Perkinsidae.
AUGUCACUCCACAUACCAUCAACGCUGACUCGUAUUGGUAUUAUCCGAGAUGCAUCAUCAGCAUUAGAGUUUAUGCAUAGUGAAGGCUACGUACAUAGGGAUGUUAAACCUGCUAAUGUUCUUCUAUCACAUUCUUACAUUGCUAAACUGUGCGACUUUGGCGGUUGCUUUACCGUUGAAGAACUGCAAAGUGGAA